Messenger RNA from Vicia villosa (hairy vetch), 621 nucleotides. Its product is annotated as LOB domain-containing protein 36-like. Bases 1 to 621 code for a protein of 206 amino acids. Lineage: Eukaryota; Viridiplantae; Streptophyta; Magnoliopsida; Fabales; Fabaceae. The transcript has a single exon. The record is from RefSeq and is a predicted model, not a curated record.
AUGUCGUCAUCAUCCUCAUCCAAUAACAACUCUCCACCAUGUGCAGCGUGCAAGAUUCAGCGAAGAAAAUGCACCCAAGACUGCAUUUUCAAACCCUACUUUCCUUCCAACAACCCUCAAAAGUUUCUCUACGUACACAAAGUGUUCGGUGCUAGUAACGUUGCGAAGCUACUCAACGAGGUGAACGAGUCGCAACGUGAGGAUACUGUGAGUUCUCUGGCUUAUGAAGCAGAAGCGCGUUUGAGGGAUCCUGUUUAUGGUUGCGUUGGGCUUAUUUCGUCGCUUCAGGAUAAACUCAAAAGCGUGCAGAAUGAACUUUAUAAUGCCAAGAAGGAUCUUGCUUGUUAUGUUGGGCCUCAGGCUUUUCUUCCUCCUCCUCUUUCGCCGCCGUUGCCUCCGACGGCGACGAAUGUGAAUCCUUUUUAUACUCAGCAACAGCAACAGCGUCAAGAUGUUUUUGGUUAUAAUGGCGAUAAUGAAAACUUGUAUUCGAACUUUCAAGCGCAGUCUUUUCAUCAUCCGUUAAUGGUUUCUUCAGAACAGCUACAACAACAACAACAACCUAAUAAUGGGUUUUGCUCCAAGAAGUUUUUAAAGAUGGAAAGACAAAAUCUUGGAUAG